ACAAAAUUAAUUCCCAAAUUCUGUGAGGGAGCGAUGAAAAAGGACAAAAACUUGAAAUUAAAGUUUUGAUGGUUUCCAUAAAUUCACUGCAAGGUGGCGCCAGCUGGAGAUUUUGUCUCCAAAAGUCAAAUAGCACUUAAACGAAUAUGUGGUGGAAAAGUGAAAACUGGCUCAUUAGUAAUCUGAAAAUUUUUUGAGAUGCCAAUUAAUGCCCGUAACCCCAUCGUGACUAAUAUUCUCUGUUAUUAAUAAUUAUUUAUAUUAUAUUUGGCAUCGAUUUUGCAAUUUGUCAUGUCGCUAUGUGUGUGUGAAAAAUACGCGCAAAAAAUGUCGAUUGAAAAACUCGGAAUAGGUAUUUUUAAAUAUCCUCUGAUAAUCGUCAGUGCCUAUUUUUGGCAAUUUUCGCGUUUUUCGCUCAGUUUUGCGAAUUUCAAUGUGGCAACAAGGUUGCGCUGUUGCAAGUUGUCCCUUGUCGGCGAAAUGCGAUUAGAAUGAUGAAAUUUCAGGUCAUUAGCGAUCACGCGUACAGCAUGUUGUAAUACCAAUACGUCAUAAAAAUAAAAAUUAUCAGGGGAUUUGUCAAAUAAAUCCCCUUUAAACAAUUUUCGUGAUUUGUCACUUUAGCCAUAUGCAGACAUAAAUUUUUUUUUUAAUAAAUCGCUAUUGGAAAUUACCAGAGACAUGAGUAAUGAACAAGAAUUUUUGCCAUUUCCAAAAGGCUUUGCCACAACCGCAAUUCACCACUCACAAGAAGCUGACCAGUGGGACUCGAUGGCUAUCGUUCCACCACUAGUGACUUCUACAACAUUUAAGCAAUAUGGACCUGCGAAGCCUAAGCAGUAUGAAUAUGGAAGGUCUGGAAAUCCAACUAGAAACAUUUUAGAGCAAGUGUUAGCAAACCUAGAUAAUGCAAAGUAUGGUUUAACAUUUGCUUCUGGAUUAGCAACACAUUCAACAUUAUUGGGGUUAUUUAAUAAUGGAGAUCAUGUUAUAUGUGGAGAUGAUGUUUAUGGAGGAACUGGACGACUUUUUCGCCAAGUAGCCACUAAAUUUGGUCUGGACGUGAGUUUUGUAGAUUUUACAAAUCUAGCAGUUGUCAAAAAUUCAAUUAAAUCAAACACUAAACUUAUAUGGGUCGAGACACCUACAAAUCCUUUAAUGAAAAUUGUCGAUAUUAAGGCUGCAGCCAACCUGGGUAAAGAUAACAAUAUAAUUGUGGUAGUAGAUAAUACAUUUUUAACACCCUAUCUGCAGAGGCCAAUAGAUUUAGGAGCAGACAUUGUCAUCUACUCUCUAUCCAAAUAUAUGAACGGUCAUUCUGAUGUUAUUAUGGGUGCACUGACAACAUCUAAUGAGGAAUUGUAUGAGAAGCUUAAAUUUUUGCAAAAUGCAAUGGGAGGUAUCCCAAGUCCAUUUGACUGUUAUUUAGUUAAUAGAGGCUUGAAGACUCUGGCAAUUAGAAUGCAGCAGCAUCAGAAGAAUGGGUUGGCAGUGGCUAAGUUCCUUGAACAACAUCCAAAAGUGGAAAAGGUACUAUAUCCUGGUUUGAAAUCUCAUCCACAAUAUGAUGUCUUUAGGAAACAAACCAGUGGGCAUAGCGGUACAUUCUCAUUUUACUUAAAAGGAGUUUUGAAAGACGCUGAAACGUUUUUAAAUGCUUUGAAUGUGUUUGCAAUUGCCGAAAGUUUAGGUGGAUAUGAAUCUUUGGCAGAAUUACCUUCAGUCAUGACUCAUGCCUCUGUACCCCCUGAACAUAGAGCCGCAAUUGGUAUUACAGACAAUUUGAUCAGGUUAUCUGUGGGGAUUGAAGAUGUUGAAGAUUUAAUAGCUGACCUGGAACAAGCCUUUUCUAAAAUCGAUUAAUAUAUUUUCUGUGAAAUUUAUAUAUUUGGCAAUAAAUUAUUGAAUCUUUGA
Molecule: messenger RNA, 1914 nt
Organism: Cylas formicarius (sweet potato weevil)
Lineage: Eukaryota; Metazoa; Arthropoda; Insecta; Coleoptera; Brentidae
Product: cystathionine gamma-lyase
Exons: 2
Coding region: 682-1863 (393 amino acids)
Biological process (GO): transsulfuration
Cellular component (GO): cytoplasm
Molecular function (GO): pyridoxal phosphate binding; cystathionine gamma-lyase activity
Source: RefSeq, a predicted model, not a curated record